GUGUGUUGCAUGCUCUAUCAUUUGAUCCUUGGAGCAGCUUGAUGAUAACAUAGCUACUGUUAUUAUCCCUAUUUUACAGAUGAGAAAACUGAGGUUAAAUGACUUGUUCAGGAUAACAAAACAAUCUGCUUCAUCUUGAUUCUGCAGCAUUCCAAAGUGUGGUAUCCUUGGGGUUCUCUUAACAUUGCUAUGGUGCAGAAGAUUUAAAAUCAGCUGAUGUUCACAAGGAAUAGAGUCACGUGAUGUAUGAAGGGAAACAUAUACACUUCUCUGAGGUUGACAAUAAGCCCUUGUGCUCAUAUAGCCCCAAACUGUGCAAGCAGCGGCGACUCAACGGCUACGCUUUCUGUAUCAGACACGUUCUGGAGGACAAGACUGCCCCCUUCAAGCAAUGUGAAUAUGUGGCCAAGUAUAACAGCCAACGCUGCACCAACCCCAUCCCCAAAUCAGAGGAUCGUAGGUACUGCAACAGCCACUUGCAGGUACUUGGCUUUAUCCCGAAAAAAGAGAGGAAGAAAAAGAAUGAUCCUAUAGAUGAGGUAAAGGGCAGGCACCAGAUGGAUACCAUGGCCUUUAGCCUGGCGGUGCCCACGUUGGCCUUGAAGAUGCCCAAUGGACUGGACAGCAUGUCCCUCUCUCCACCGGGGGCAAGGGUCCCUCUCCACUACCUGGAAACCGAGUUGGAAGACCCGUUCGCUUUCAACGAGGAAGAUGAUGACCUAAAGAAAGGGGCAACCGUGAGAAAGAAGUUGCAGAGCAAGUUGGCCCAGAAUCGUCAGCGCCAGAGAGAGACAGAGAUUUUAAAAGUUCGGCAAGAGCACUUUAGUCCCCCUCCUGCACCUUCCCAGCAGCAGCCUCCGCAGCAGCACUCCAGCCUGUCACCUUUACCCGCGCCUGUCAAACCUCCAGCGCCACCGCAGGGCUUAGUCUGCAAGUCACCUCAGCCUCCGAACACCAGCCUACCACUGCAGGGAGUGGCCUCCACCACGCACACUAUAGCACAAGCGAGGCAGUGGUCUCACAAGAGGCCUCUGCCCCUCCUGCCAUCCAGUAGGGCUCCUGUCGUGGACCCGCCCAGGACUGACCGGGUCCUUAUGAAAGCCACAGCCUUCUCUCCACACUUCUCUUGUAUAAGUCGACUGCAGAGACUGGUGAAACUGUGCACUCAGAAGCAUCAGUUGGACACUGAUCUGUUUCCCCAUUUGGGGUUGGACUGGUCUGAAGAGAGUGGAGAGGAACUGGAGGACUCGGAGCAGGCCUCGCCAUACCAGGUUGCAUGGUCCAUCCGAGAAACCCUCAGAUAUGAAAGACACACGUCAGAUGACGAUGACACGGAGAGUAGGAGCUCCAGGGUGACCCAACUUUGCACUUACUUUCAGCAGAAAUAUAAGCACCUCUGCCGCCUGGAGCGGGCAGAAUCCCGUCAAAAGAAAUGCCGGCACACGUUUAGGAAAGCCUUGCUGCAGGCGGCCAGUCAGGAACCAGAGUGUGCUGGCCAGUUAAUCCAAGAACUGCAGAGAGCUGCGUGCCACCGAACCAGCAUAAGCCGGACCAAGUUGAAGGAGGUGGAACCAGCAGCAUGCAGUGGCAUGGUGAAGGGUGAACAGUGCACUAACAAGGCCCUUCCAUUCACCAGACAUUGUUUCCAACACAUCCUCUUGAACCGCGCUCAGCAGCUCUUCUCAAGCUGCACGGCCAAGUUUGCAGAUGGACAGCAGUGCUCUGUGCCUGUUUUUGACAUCACACACCAGACACCUCUGUGUGAAGAACAUGCCAAAAAAAUGGAUAAUUUCUUGAGAGGAGAUAGCUCCCGGAAAGUUCAGCACCAGCAGCAGAGGAAACCCAGGAAAAAAACCAAGCCUCCUGCACUUACCAAAAAACACAAGAAGAAGCGAAGGCGUGGACCUCGUCGACCCCAAAAGCCCAUUCCCCCUGCAGUACCCCAAGGGAACCUCAGCAUGCCCACCAGCGUCUCACUGCCAGUGGAGGCCUCUCAGAUCCGGAGCCCGUCCACGCCAGAGCUGAGUGCUGAUGAGUUGCCGGAUGACAUUGCCAAUGAGAUCACUGACAUUCCACACGACUUGGAAUUGAACCAGGAGGACUUCUCAGACGUCCUGCCACGGCUGCCUGAUGACUUACAGGAUUUUGAUUUUUUUGAAGGAAAGAAUGGAGACCUCCUCCCAACGACCGAAGAGGCCGAGGAGCUUGAACGGGCCUUGCAGGCUGUAACUUCUCUCGAGUGCCUGAGUACCAUUGGGGUGCUCACCCAGCCAGACGGUGUGCCAGGCCAGGAGUUGUCGGAUAGAGGAAUAGGGGUGUUCGCCGCGGGUACUGGAGCGCCAGGAAUUCAGUCCUUGAGCCGAGAAGUGAACACGGACCUGGGGGAGCUGUUGAAUGGGCGCAUAGUCCAUGAUAAUUUUUCUAGUCUAGAGCUGGAUGAGAACCUGCUCCGCUCUGCUACCUUGUCUAACCCACCUACACCCCUGGCAGGGCAGAUCCAGGGGCAGUUCUCUGCCCCAGCCAGCGUUGGCCUUACUUCUGCCACUCUGAUCAGCCAGAGUGCACUUGGGGAGAGAGCCUUCCCAGGACAGUUUCAUGGACUUCACGACGGCAGCCAUGCCUCCCAGAGGCCACACCCUGCCCAGCUGCUGAGCAAGGCAGAUGACCUAAUCACCUCACGACAGCAAUACAGCAGUGAUCAUUCACACUCCUCGCCCCACGGAAGCCAUUAUGACAGUGAGCACGUGCCGUCUCCCUACAGUGACCAUAUCACCUCUCCCCACACAACAUCUUUCUCUGGUGAUAAUAUGGCAGCUACCUUUUCAGCAGAGAUGCCCAUCAUGGCACAGCACUUGCUCCCAACCCAACUUGAGGUGCCACUUGGAGGAGUCGUGAACCCCAGAACUCACUGGGGCAAUCUCCCUGUCAACCUUGGGGAUCACUCUCCAUUUAGCAACCUUCUCGACGCAGAUGGACAUCUUCUUUCCACUUCCCUGUCCACGCCACCCACCACUUCGAACUCAGAGACCACACAGCCUGCCUUCGCCACCGCGACCCCCAGCAGCUCCAGCGUGCUUCCGGGGCUGCCGCAGACCAGCUUCAGUGGCAUGGGGCCCUCCGCUGAGCUAAUGGCCUCCACCUCUCCCAAGCAGCAGCUCCCUCAGUUCAGCGCAGCCUUCGGCCACCAGCUGAGUUCUCACAGUGGCAUUCCCAAGGACCUGCAGCCCAGCCACAGCUCUAUAGCGCCUCCUACAGGCUUCACAGUAACAGGUGCCACAGCUACAAGUACCAAUAAUGCAUCUUCUCCUUUUACCUCCCCUAACUGAGCGUGUCUGUGCGUCUGCAGGCAGGUGGGGAGCCUGGUGUUUUCUAUCUUUGUUUCCUCUUUUAUCACCCCUUCCCCUUUUCCUAAAGAAGAUUUUAAAAAUAACAGAUGGGGGCGGGGGGAACUCCCUUUUCCGGUUAGACAAGUUCCCCUGCGGUGGACCGUGCUGCAGUGUUCACGCGUGCUCCUUCGCACUGGUGCUCAUUCCCUCCUGGCAGGUUCACUCCCCCCGUGGUUCCCUUAGUGGCUCAGCACAGUGACUGGAUAGAAUUGACUCAGCAGCAAGUCCUAGAAGUGGAAGAUACCUCAGAUUACCAGUGCCCUUUACUAUUUCCUAGUAUUCAGAUCAAUGCUUUCCAUUUUAUUACCAGGUCUUUACAUAGGUGGUUCUAGAUAGAAUGGUCCCAUUCAUCGAGUCCCCGUGUGUAAGACAUAGCAAAUGGUGUGUGGAGGCCGAUCAAGACUCUGACUUAACAGCAACUGCUAAAAACCAGUGAGGCCAGGAUUCCAUUCCUAAUCGUGAUCACAUUUAAUUAAAAAGAAAAAGAGUAGUCUUUGGACUGCCUGUGUGUAUGUGUGCGCCCACACGUGUGUUUCUGUGUAGGGCCGGAGCAGCUGUCCUAUUGUUAUUCUCUUUUGUUCCUAAUGAGCAUAUAAGACUCUGACUUCUUCCCCACACCUCACACCCCUACUCAUGUUGGUCAUUCUCUCCCACUGAGUUAACGAAGUUCCCUCAAUAGAGAGGGUGGUGGUCUGGUCACGUGAGUGGCACAGCCCUUUCUGCUAAGUUAGCCCAAAACCUAAAGCUGAAUUCCCUUCAGUGCCGUGGGAAGUGGUGAGACGCUCGCCUGAUGCUGCAGGGUCGCUGAGAGACUGUCUGCUGGUCAUGUCGCCGUGUAGGACAUGCAUUUGAUCCGAGGUCCCUCUGCCCAGACGCAUUCGCGAGAUGUAAUUAAAGGAGAUAUUUCGAUGUGGAAAGCGGGGUAGGUCAGGUAGAUGUGGGAAGAUGGCAUCUGUAAACUUCUUGGUCCGUCUUUUGCUUUUGAAUUUUUCAUGUUUACAGUAGUGAUUCUUUGGUAAGGUUUGUAAAAUGUUGAAGACACUUGUAGAAUCAGUGUACCAGUGGUGAAGUGAUAUGUAAUAUCUGAAGGAUACACAUUUUAAAGUUUCAAAGCAGAUUAUGGAAAUGAGACAUAAAUUUUACCCACUCUUUGGUACUUUUAAAAUAAUUUAAGUGCUUAGGUUUAAGUUUUGGGAAGUUGUCUGCAAGUACCAGGAUUUUACACUUAAAAAUCAUAUUGGGUAGGUUAGUAAAUUGGUGACUAUGAAAUGACUAUGCGAGUUUUCUUUUUACCUGCCUUCUCUCCUGCCCUCGCCCCUCCCCCAAAGGGUGGAACUAGGUUUUAAAGGCAUCUGUCCUCUCCUUUUGCUGAGACGUUUUACUGUCCCCUGAGGUACCAUUGGCUAUUUAUACCUGAGUCUAGUCUAAUUUAACAUAUAUAUAUUUUAAAAGAUGAGUAGAGAGAGCAUAUCUAUUAAUGAUGUGAUAUAAUGCUUCAUUUGUCAGGGAAUAUUUGAUCUUAAUUUCUCUUCAAUAGGUAAAGAUUGGGAUGUAUUUUCCUACUUCCAAUAUGUAUUCUCUUUAUGCCAUGCUACUUGUAACCAGUCCCUUCUUUUGAAAGCUUUUCUUUCUCUGCCUUUUAAAGGAAUGAUGGUGAUCAGCAGGCAUUAUGCAGGUGCCAUGUGACUGAGAUUACGGAGGGGAAGUCACAUGACUGUAAGAAAUCAUUAUAUGCCCUAUUUUAUAUUUAUUGAAGUUUCUUUUUAUGGGCCAAAAAUACAUUUGUAAUAUAUUUAGUUUCUUUUUAAAAUCAUAAUUGAUUAGAAGAUUUAUUUUUAAUAGCUUUGCCUUUUUUGCAGAUUGAGAAAUUUCUAAAUUAUAAAUUAUGUUACAAAGCAAAGUUAUAUUCGGUAUCACCAUAAAUUUCUAUUCUGAAUGGUGAGAACAGAUCAUUUGACUAUGUCUCACCUGUGGACCUAUGUGAGUAAACUUUUUUAUGUUAAUGUACUGUAAUGAACUGAUUAUGAGUAGUUACCUCUACUCAAAAGUGUCAUUUAGUUUGCUGAACUCUUUUCACACCCCAUUACAAUAACUGUCCCUUCCCAGCGACUGGGCUUAGUCUGCAUUGUGUGCUAAUGAAAGGUUGCAGGGAGCAGCUUGCGUUCUUAUCAGCCCUUCUCUGACAGCAAAGGGAAAGUCACGGGGAGUCCAUUGGAACUUUUCUGGCUAUUUGUCCCUCGUGGUAGCUGCUUAAAAUUCUUCAGUUAUCAAAACUGAGUUUGCAGUAAGUUGCACAUUUUAUUGUUUGCAAUUUUCUGUUUUAUGUGCAUUUAAAAGCCCUUUUCUGCUUCCUGGAAGGAGGCAGGAAAUGAUCAGGAAUGUUGCCAGUUACAGCUUCACACCAAAAACUUGGAGAAAAUUCAUUUUUGUUUAGAUGCCCACGGUGAGAGCUGAAGAAAGGGCACGUAGGAAGUACCCAGUGUAGGCGUGAGGAAUUAGUGAAAAACAAACACAUUUUUCCUCUCAUUUCCUCUACUUCAAAACAAAUACCCGAGCUUGUGGUUUGCUUUUCUCUUGCUGUUUCUUGAGUCCCCUUUUGGAAGAGAGAAGAACAUCUGUGAACCCAGAGAUAUCCGUUAUGUUAUUCUGGUAGCUAAUGGAGCAAUUCUAGUCUAUUAGUAGUAGGCUUGCUAUUAAUAUGUAAAGAAAGGAAUGAAGUGUCUUUUACUCCAGAAAUAUGAAAAUUAGUGUCUUUUGAAGUAGCACUUAUGCUAUAUAUAAUAAGGCAAUACUGGAAUCAAAAACAAAUUUUAUUUAAGGUCCUAGUUAGGUGGAAGCUAGCUUUUAUUCUGGUGUUAAACUCGAGAAGGAGUGGCCGAGAAGGUUCAGUUCACUCUGUUUCUGCAGUUCUUCGGGACCAUUUAUAAAGGCCAGUUAGAUUGUGUUAAUGUGAUUUUAUUUACAAAGUUGCUGCAGCUAAUGGAUACAUUCUGUGUUCUGAAAACCAGGAUUCCAUUCUAAUGUAUGAUACUCAUUGGCUGUGAUCUAGUGUCCGAAGAAAAGAUGUGUUUUCUCUCCUUUACUCUCUCUACAUAAUUGUUAAUAUUAUUUUAAUUAAAGUGCUUAAGACAUUGAUUUUUCUCUCUAUUGAAAAUACUUAGCAAUUUGCACAGCUGGGUAGGUUAUAUAUCUAGUAAACAAUUCAUAAUAGUUAAUAGCAAUUACACUUGACCCUCCAAGUGCCGGACUAUGCAAUGAAAAAAUUUUCUAAUUCUUGUCACAUAGCUUACACUGUGGAGGAUUAUUUUCUCUGAUAACCUGCCAUGUGAGAGAUGACUCUUAGCAAAUGAGUCCAGUGUCCCUCCACGAGAAGACUGUAAUUUAAUGAGAAGCAAAUAGUAAGUAUGGAAGUAAAGUUGGAAUUCCGCCCUUCAGAUUGUAGUUACAUCUUGAGUGGCUUCAGGCUAAAGAAAGCUAAUACUUUAUCUUUGCCACAUAAUUAUUCAAGAAUCAUUUCUUAAAUAAGCCCAGUCUCUCCACUGCAAGUUAGAAAUCCCAUUUUUCUGUGACUAACACUAAAGUAUUUGCUUAGCGUUCUCAAUCCGUGAUCACAGCCCAGAGAAGCAAAGAUAGUUCUUUGAUUUGGAAAGAAAGAUUAUCUGUGCUACACACAAAUACCCUAUCGGUACAGUUCUCUUCUUAUGUGAAAGAAUUUAUAUUUCUGUUGACCUGUUCCUUUCAGUUUUCACCAAUUGGCACUAGAGCUUGAGCAUGCGCAGGGAGUCCCAUGCAGUCAGUUCGCCCACUUGCCUGCAGUCCCUCCUGUGCGGUGCAUUGUGGGUGGUGAUUGUUGAUAGCUUCAUCAGCAACGUCUUUGUGAGGCAUCACCCUUACUCUAGGCUAGUUCAAAAGGUUGUGGAUUAGUAUUGUAAAAAGAUGAUGCUAUUAAUAACACUAAACUAUUUAAUAGGUUUGAAAUUCAUUCAAAAACUUUUAGGUGUCUAGUUUGCAUUUUCUUCAUCCUCUUUCUUUUUAAACUUCUUUUAACAUUCAAUUAAAUUCUAUUUUUAGCCUGGCAUAUAUAGAGUAAUUCAAUGUUUAAUGGUCUUCUAAAUGGUCAGCAGAACUCCCUGUUGAGAAUUUCAGAAAGAAAAUGUAAGUCCUCCCAAACCGUCUUCAUUUGUAUCUCUUUCAUCACCAACGCCUAUGUUGUGCCAAGGAUUUUUUCCUGACAAAAAUAUAUGUUUCUUGGGGUGGGGGGUGGGAAUAUAUAUAUGAUAGAACAUAGAUUUUUUUCACUCUCUCAAUACAUUGAAAAUAAUUGAAUCUUCACUGGCAUUCUACAGAAAGGUAAAACAAUUUAAUGACUUCCUAAUAUCUUGAACUUUACAAGUUUCCCCGUAUAUUGGGGAGGGAUCCUGAAUCCACGUUUAGGAGAUUGACAUUUUAAACACUAUCAUUCAAAAGAUUCAUAAUAAAAUACCAGUGAAGAACAUACUCAUUUUCCCCUGACCAGCGAGUUGGGAAAGAAAACAUAAAAUAUAAAUGAAUGACUACAUCUCUCCUAAUAAACAGUAUCAUUAAUGCUAAGAUUGUGGUCAGAUUUAGAGCCUUAUUUCCAAAUGGCAAAAAUUCUCCUUUCACUCCAGCUCUUACUGUUUGUUAGCUUUCCUCUCUGCACUGGGGCACAGAGCUAAUCAAAGGGAAUGUGGAAUCAGAGCGGGAGAGCCACUUUGGCAUGACUUUCUUUACCUACUACAUCCCUGGAUCCUGGGAAUGUUCGGCUCCUUUCAGUGGCAGAGUGUUUGGUGACCUGAAGUUUAGUUUUGUAAGAGAAAACCUGUCUAACCCUUAGUGAGCUCUGUAGGGCAGCACAGCACAGCCUUCCUUCCUUUCCCUUUCUGCCUGCUUGCUCAGCCCACCCCAGUCCUGCAGUGCACACACACACGCACGCACACUCACACACGCACGCAUACACACACACGGUCUGUACUGAUGCUGAUCCUGGCCUAAGAGUAACAGGACCCUCACCUUUCACUUGUUUUGUUUUUGUUUGUUUAUUUCUUUAAGCUGGGGACCACUGACAUAAGCUCUGUAUGCACCCAAAGUUCCCCUUGGAAAAUUUUUCAACAUGCAGUGCAGAAGGCUCCAGUGCAGCGAAAUGCCACGCCAUUGCUUUUAGUUGGGGAUAGACUGAUUGGCCCUGAAAUGACUUCACUCCUUAAGGUCCCAUAGGCUCCAGCCGAUGAGUGUGGAAGUGAUAGGCGUGGUCUUCAUCUGCUUGCAAGGGUUGAAUCAGUUCCUCUCAACAGUGAUAGUUCUUUUUCACUGUACAGUGUUGAGUAUAUCUCAGGGAUUCCAUGUGGAAAUUAGGGCAGAUUUUAAAAUAAGAAAAUAGUUUUCAAAAAACUAAAGGUGACUCAUCAUUGAGGAGAGUGCAAGAAAGAGAAAACAUUUGGUUUCAUAGCCCAGUGUCUUGCAUAGGACUUUUCCUUCUUCAGCCUCUCAUCUCAGCUUCAGCAUACAGAAUCUUUUCCCAUCAUGCACAGCUUUAAAACUUUUAUUUAAAAAUCUCCUUCCCCGAUGAGCUUUCAGAAUACUUAUUGUAGAUUUUAAGAGAAAAGGUAUAUUAAUUUAUGCUAUUAACAUCACCUCAUAAAUUAUAAGUUUUAUACUAAAGCUGUAUUGAGUGUAAUGAGUUAUGUUGCCUAUGUGUUUAAUAGCUAAAAAAUUAUAUAAGAGCUUUUUUUUUUUUUUUUUUUACAAAACAAACUAGUGAAGCACCUUUUUACACUGGAUCUCCGCUGUGUCAAGGUGUAUAGCUGUCCUUUGCUACCUUGCAGAUAUAUAAAAUAAAAGGAUAUCCUGGGGCCUCAAAAUGUAGAACACCUUUAGACCAUUAAUUACGCUCAUAGAACUGUUGAGAAUCAUGCUUCUUCAGUCAGUGAUCUGUGGUUUACACUUAAGAUGGCUAGAAGCUUAGUUACAGGGUAAAUAGAAAUACAUAGAUCAAGUAAAAUUCCCAACUACUGUAGCUGGAAUUUGUAAACGAAGUUUUUAAGACCUCCUUUAUUUCCUAUGGAUUUAUUCUUUAAUUUACAGUUGAUUUUGUAAGUUGGGAAGUAAAAUAGAGAAAAUAAAUCUAGAUGUUCUCAGUGUCUUAUUCAGGAAUCUUUUUAUCCCUCCUCACUAAGGAAUUCCCACUGUGACUUUAAAAUAGAAUUAAAUUACUUGUGUGCAUGUAUAUGUCUGUUUUUCCACACAUGCAAAAAUAUCCAUUGGGGGCACGUGUGAGAGAGAUGAGUGUGAGCUUCAGUAAAAAUAGAGAAAGGUAAUAAUGUAUUAUAGAAAUAUGAUUCAUUUAGUUGAGGGUAUUGGAAUUGCUUUCUCAGUGUCUCUGUUGUAUAAAUGCACCAAAUUGUUCAUCAUGUUAUGUUAAAAGGCUAACUCUGAUAUCAUGUGCAUUUUAUUCUAAUGUUUUAACUUAUAUUAUGCUGUUUUUAAAGUGACAUGAGAAACAGCAGGUUCUAAGACCAGCCUCUGGCUUCUGAGCAUAAAGAUAGAAGAGAGACGACAGGGCUGUGUUUAUCUGUUGGGGUGCUGGGACCAGAGAUCAAUUGAGCCUUCUUCUUUUUCUUUUAUUUUAUUUUAUUUUAUUUUUUUACGAUUUCUUUAUAUCCUGAGUUAGAAAAUAUUCUUGAUCAUCUUUUCUUGGUGAAGUUAAGAAAAUUAUAGGCCUUGGAUAAAAAAAAAAAUGCCAAUUUUUCAAGGGGCUGCUUUGUUUAAUGAAUUGGUGGGAUCAUUUCACCGUGUAUAUUUCAAAACAGAUGAUUUCAGUUAUUUUCAAAAAUGAAGAAAAAAAUUACUUACUUGUGCUAUUAUUUAUGAUGUUAGCCUGCCCUCCUCCACCUAUAUUUUGGCUAUAGGGAAAAUAUGCUACCCUUGACUUGAUCCAUAUGGAAUUAAACAUUCCUAUAUUUUGAGGUUUGCCAUUUUGCUGUUAUACAUUCAUUACUGGAUUAUCUGGUGGUCUAAAGUAGUCAAAACUAGAGUUGUUAUUAAAUGCUCCAGCCACAUUUAUUUUUAAUAUUAAAAAAUCACGUACUUUGAAAUAUGUCAAAACAGCUUCUGAUAGUACACCUGAAUUUGUAGUUCUCUUUGAAGCCUUGUUCAUCAUAUAUAUAGUCAAGACCGAAAGCUUUAUAUGUUCUUUUUACAGUGGUAUUUUUGCAGCAUCUCCCAGUUCCAUUCACUCUUGCUUUAUGGAUUU
Myotis davidii is the source of this 10656-nucleotide messenger RNA. RefSeq names its product INO80 complex subunit D (gene INO80D). The transcript has 11 exons. Gene Ontology annotation, cellular component: nucleus. Bases 243 to 3326 code for a protein of 1027 amino acids. The record is from RefSeq and is a predicted model, not a curated record. NCBI's taxonomy places the organism in Eukaryota, Metazoa, Chordata, Mammalia, Chiroptera, Vespertilionidae.